Messenger RNA from Phasianus colchicus (ring-necked pheasant), 5554 nucleotides. Lineage: Eukaryota; Metazoa; Chordata; Aves; Galliformes; Phasianidae. The record is from RefSeq and is a predicted model, not a curated record.
AUGUCCUCGCUCCCCGCCGGCACCGACAUCAAGAGGGCUUUGGACAACAGCCCCGAGACAAACAUCGAAGAUGAACUCCCCGACGGUCCGCCGCAACCGCGGCCGAAGAACUACCUGCUCCUCAGCAUCCUCGCUUGUUUCUGCCCCGCGUAUCCCAUCAACAUCGUAGCCUUCGUCUUCGCCGUCAUGGCUUUAAACAGUUAUAAUCAAGGAGACAUAGAAGGAUCAAAAAGACUGGGUCGCAAUGCACUGUGGGUUGCAGUUGCAUCAAUUAUCAUUGGCCUUGUCAUCAUUGGAAUCUACUGCGUAGUUCAUUUCACAACGCUUCUGUUUUUCAUUGAAGUCAGUGAUGCACAGCCUGUCCUUAAUUACUCCAAUACAAAACUUCACUCUAAUCAGUGGAAUGAGUUGAUUUCUUCAGCACACACUGAUGUAAUUUGUACGUGGCAGAAUCUGGCCACUGGUUUUGAUGACCCUAAGAAGUGGCUGUUCUGUGAACUUCUCUUUGUUUUUUUGAAUACUAUUUCAGUGGUCUGAUAAUGUCUUGUGGGACUAUGAGUAGCUUGCCUUAUUAUCAGAUAUGAUACAACUGUCAUUGAGAAGUGGAAUAAAAUUACUUUUACUUCAUCUCCAUUCUGGUAUGUGGGAAGUUUCUUUCCUGUUUUUUGUUUCAAACAGUAUUUUCCCUUUCUCAAACUUAUCGGGUGACUUCAGAGUUAAGUCAAUGGAAGCAAACAUGGGAUUUCUGCCCUACGUUGUUCUGUUCAACCGAUCUAUACUGUAGCUAAAACGUGCAGAAGUUGUUUGAGAUGAGCUGCCACUCAAAAUCUCAGCAGGUUGGGCUGUUGGCUUUGUUUUCAAGGCAGCAUCCAGAGAAAGAGUGGUGGGGCAUAUUCAGAAGGGUCCAUCGGUGUUCUCAGUGGGGCUUUCCUACCACAGCUGGGAAAGGCAGCCAGGUGAGCUCACUACAAUAGGUGACACAGGUCAGCACCCACUGCUUUGCAUUGCACUCAUCAAAGUGAACACCACUGCAUCGCUGCAGUAACAUUUUGGACACAAAAUAUUCCAUCCCAGCACUGCCACUGAAACCAAAGCACGUGGAAUGGGAGGGGAGAGAGAGUUUCAAAGUUCUCCGAGCAUUAGAGGAUACACAACUUGAAGUAGUUUCUCCGAGUGCCUAAGCAGAAUGUAGAUCAAUAGGAGCGAGUCACCUGAUUUGUUCGGAUGCUUUUGAAAACCAUAGUGGAAAUCUAACUUGCAUCUUGAGGCUCAUAAAUAUCUCUGAAAUCUCACUCAUAAGAUAAAUGGGAAUUGAGCCAUUGUAACUUCGGUGCUUCUGAAGAUAAAUGGUGCUACCUCACAGUGCUAUUGAUUGGUAUAAAAAUAAAAGCUUUAUAUUAAACUACUUGAUGUGACAGAUAUGGGAAAAUGCAGCAAUUCCUCUAAUGUCCUUUAGUGCUUCUGUGUCAUAGGUAAUCUUAUUUCUGCUUUACUGAUAUAUUGAUAUCAUUUCUCUUCAUUUAUUUAUGCUUGCAUAUGCUUCCAACCAUGCUUGAGAAUGCAGUUGAACACAAAUCCUUCUCCUCCCCUCUUGGGCUGGAAAUGAAUGCACUCCUUGUCCAACCAAAUCAUGUUGUUGUAGGUUUGAUGGACCCAGACAAAAUGAGGUAAUCAGCAUCUUAAUCUAGUUUGAAGAAGAGGAAAUAACAUCUCACUACAUAAGCCAUCAAGACCUUGGGUGCCAGCAGUAGCUGUGCAAGGCAAGAUGCUGUUGUCUGACUGAGAAAUUAAUGUCUUCUUUUUCUUUUGAGAGCCACGCAAACAAAUUUCAGUAUCUACGACAGGCACAGGAGAUUACACGUCCUUCAUCACCAUCUGUCUGGAUUUGGAUUUGACCCGUUAUUACUAUGCAUUGCACCUGCCAAGGCAGAUGAGAAAAAAAGAGUUGUCUUGAGCAUGUUGUGAUUUUUGCUAUUUUGUGAAAUAGAAGGGGAGGAGGGGGAAAGCAGUAAGAUGUAUUUCAACUCAACAUCUGUGCCGUGGUCAGGAGAAUAGUCUUCCUUUCAUACAGCUGCUUCAGGCUUCCAGUUUUUUCUGCGGUCUUCCUGCAUGCUGAGGGCACUGCUUAUUGCCCAGAGUCCAACUCUCUUUUCCUUCCUGCAUGUAUUACAGGCAGAGACAGAUGGAAACUUGAAAUUGCUGGCCUCAGCUCCUGGAUCAGAUUAGCAUCUUUAGCUUCUUCCAGGGCAGCUGCAUUCUGCAAAACAGCAGCGUGCCUGUAUCUUGAUACGUAACCUUAGAGCAUGGCUUCUAAAUAUAUGAGGAGUUUCUUUGCUGCUGUCUGAAGGGGGUCAGCCAGACAUUCAGAUAGCAUGGGGGUGUACAUUUCAUCACACUGCACAGCAAAGAAAACAUCAAGAGGACAAUGUGGAAUCCUUUGGGUGCCUCCCUGCAAGCACAUCUUGAACAUCAGCGCUGGUUCCUCAGUUUGUGUGGUUGCAACCACAGUCUGUGAGCAUUGUGGCUCGUGGGCCCAGAAUCUGUUGCUUUUGUGCCUGUACCUAUGGGUAUGUGCACACAGUACGAGCUGUGCUUUGCCUUUCGACCCUAAUCAUCUCAAAAUGAGCCAGGAUACAUCUGCUGGGCCAGUGGGCACACAUCUCCCUCUAGGCUUGUUUCCUUACCUGGACGCUGGCUUUGCCAGUACUUAAGAUGGAUUUUGUUCCUAGUUUGCAUCAGUAGGGAAGGGACUGUGCCACCUUCUGAGUUAGCCUUUAUUUUGUAUGCACUGUGUGUGCAUAUAUGCACAAGAGGAUGCAUCUGAAAUACCAGAUUUCCCAAAACAAGUGAGAUUUAAAUAAAAGGAAGUCACUAAUUGACAUGGGAAUAAGUUGAUAAGCCACAUCCUGCUGUGUGCAGGACAGUCUGCAUGUCUGCAGCUCUUCCAAGAAUCAUAGGCAGUACACAGGCAGGUCACUGAAGGUGUGCAGUGCUGUGUUGGAGGAGAGACGCUGAGCAGGGAUGCAGUGCUCUGCCUGCAACUGAUUUUUAUGCUCACUCACCAUUUUCCACCUCCCAAACACAACGGCAUGUUCUGCAUGCACCACAACGGCACGCCUGCCUUGAAAUGUGAGUGAGCCUUUAAGGAGGCGGCCCAACUUGACUUCCUCUGCAGCCCGGCCAAAUGGGCUAUAUUCAGAAGUGACCUAAAUGGAGAAGGGUGGUAUGAGAAGGAUCGCUCAAGCAAUAGAAAGCUGAAGGAACAAAUCCAGCAUGCCAAGGUAGAAUGGAAGGUUAUAGAAAUUUACCGGGGAGGUUUCUGCACUUUAUUUUUUCCUGUCUUGGGCUCUAGGAUAAAUUCUGCUGCUGCUACCAGCUGACUCACUUGUCUCUGUGGCACAGAAGGAGCACUUGCUCAUAUAUCCUUUAUAAUGUGAUCUGUGUCAUGUCUGAAUUUGAUCUGCUAGCUCAUGACUGAGGAUGGCUCCUCUGUUUCUAUCAUAUCUAUCUGCAGGGCUGAGUCAGCUUCCACUUAGCUUGCAGCUACUUCUCUUUGACUAAAUAAGCUUAUGUCAUGUCAGAUACCAACGGAUACAUCAGGAUUUUAAAACACACAGUCCAAGAUAUUUGGCCACUACACUUAAUUUUUCAACACAUUUCAGGCAAGAGAAGGGGAAGCUCCAGUGAAAUGAAGGGGUGCACACCAGAGCAGUCUAUGAGGCCGUGAUGAAACAUGGCAGCCGCAUCUACAUGCAUCUCAACCAGAGUUCAGUCAUUUUGGAUUUCAACCAACUCCAGGAGAUUGUCCAAACAGGUCAAAUGGGAUUUUGACCUACAGCAUUGGUGGUCGUAGCAUCCCUUCCUUGUGUUACCUGAUGAAGAAGGAUGGGAAAUGGUAGCUCUAGAAGAUAGGCUGACUCAAUGGUAAAGUUGUCACUUAACUCCUCAGCAUUCACUUGACUCCAUUUAAACUGUAGUUUUGAUUUAUCAUUGCAAUUUAGAUGAUACUUUCCAUGGAAAUCUGCGUAGUUAACCCCAGCUGGAUCCUGAACAUACCAGAACAAGAUAGUGUUGAGUGCUGCAUUUGUAUUUAACUAAAAGGUUUUGCAAUAGUCACAUAACACAGCAUCGUUUCCCUUUGGCUGAUGAUUGGGAAAGUCAUGCUUUUAGAGGCAAGAUGGGGAUUUCUGGCUCAUCAUUUUCUCUAAUUCUUCUCAGUGAAAACAUUUAAAGUCACUAUUCAUGGGCAUCUCCCAGAGUUGUAGGGCAGAGUACACAGCUGAACACCUAAUGAGGUUAGUGUAUUACCCAUGCAAGGAGUGCUUACUAAAGGCUAAGUGGCCUGUUGCUGUGUCCUUUGUCUCAUAAACAUGACAAAACUGAAGUUUGUCAGCUGUCAACAACAGACAGUUCCAAUGGCAAGUGACUGCUCUGGUAUUCUCACUAACCAGGAACCUCAUUUGUGGUGAAGAAAUAUGGAAGACUGGAUGAAAGAAUGCUGUUAUGUCCUCAUCUGGCAAUAAGAGCAGGAAGGUUAAGGGAGGUGUGUGAAGGAAAGGGAGUUUGUAGCCCUCCUUUAGAAUGUGGAGACAGGCCUAGGGUGAGGUAGGGGGAAUUUUGUAUGCCCUUCAGAUUGCAGAGCAUGGAAGGAGGCAAAAAAAAACAUCACAAAUUUGCCUCCUUUGAAAGGGAGGAGCAAAACUGCAGUGCUCUGGAGACGCAGCGGGCAGAUGAGCUCUGCCAGGCCAUCGUGGCAUGUCUGCAGCUGAGCUCUCAUUUCCCACAUCUCCUUUAGGAACAGCUGUGAGCGAGCUGGGCUCUCCUUCAGGCUGAUAGGAGAAAAUGAUACUGCAGUGCAUGUAUGACCAUGCAUGUGUCCACUGCUUCGGUCCUGUGCAAGGCAAGGAGCUCCCAAAGGCUUUGGAGUGACACUGCAUGGGAAGCAACCAUUCUGUCUUAAUACCAAAGCUUUAAAUUGAGAAAAGCUUGGACUUUUCUUACCCAACAGCCUUGUGGGCUGUCAGCAGGCCUUGUUCUGGAGUGUGUUAUCAGUCUGUGUUUUUUGUAUAUAAGAAGACCAUCGUAAAGCAGCGAUGAGCCCUAAAGUGGAGAUGCUGCUGCUUGCAGUGCAUCCGGCUCUGCAGGCUGUCACAAUGGCUCCCCAAUGGGCAAAGUGCAGAGGUGUGAACCUCCAACCUGCCCUGCGUGUGCAUUUGUGCCAGGGGAAACCCAACCAUCGGGUCUGCAGGGAAAGAAUAUGAGCGUGCUAACCUGCAUUAAGUAUCAAAACAGCAACAGCUGCAUUUUAUAGCAGUGUAAGAGCUCUGUGGAAGCUGGGAAUGGGCUCACAAGCCCUGUGAUGGGCGCUCCCAUGCUCAGGGCAUUUUGCCCACGGAAGACAAAUUAGCAGCAGCUGUUCCUGCAGGCAGGCAGCAGGAGCCAGCCACGCUCCCAGGGCUGGGCACGGGGAUUCUGUCGAUCCCAGCAGAAUUCUUCCUCCGCGUCACAACGUGCCACAAGGAGACGCUCUGAUCUGAUAGAGAAAAAAAAAAAA